Molecule: messenger RNA, 7336 nt
Organism: Oncorhynchus masou masou (cherry salmon)
Lineage: Eukaryota; Metazoa; Chordata; Actinopteri; Salmoniformes; Salmonidae
Gene: ltn1
Product: listerin E3 ubiquitin protein ligase 1
Exons: 34
Coding region: 103-5469 (1788 amino acids)
Biological process (GO): ribosome-associated ubiquitin-dependent protein catabolic process; rescue of stalled cytosolic ribosome
Cellular component (GO): RQC complex; cytosol
Molecular function (GO): ubiquitin protein ligase activity; zinc ion binding; ribosomal large subunit binding
Source: RefSeq, a predicted model, not a curated record
ACGUAUUUUCCAUUUCCAAACCCCAUGCUUUUUUUUUGAUCUUUGGCUCGUUAUCUAAUGUUUGAAAGUUAACUAAAUCUGUAAAAAAAUUAAAUACAUAACAUGGGAGGAAAGAAUAAACAGCGAACGAAAGGAAACGUCCGGCCGUCCAGCAGCGGGCGGGCUGCCGAGUUGCUGGCCCGGGAGAGUGGUGUCGUUCCCGGGUUCGUGGGGUUCGGCACCACAACGACCACAGAGCCGGGCUAUGUGCCUGCUGUCCAUGGGGCAGAGGAGAUUGACAACCUGGUUGAUGCUGACUUUCGCCUGGUGUUGAGGAAACUAUCUAAGAGAGACACAGUCACCAAACUGAAGGCAGUGCAGGAGUUUGGGGCAAUGUGUCAGGAGCGGGACUCAGAGGUCGUUAAAGGAGUUCUGCCUUACUGGCCCAGGAUCUACUGCAAGAUCUCAAUGGACCACGACCGACGUGUGAGAGAGGCCACCCAGCAGGCGUUUGUACAACUGGUCCUGAAGGUGCGGCGUAGUCUAGCUCCCUACCUGAAGAGUGUGAUGGGCCACUGGCUGCUGUCUCAGUGUGACAGCUAUCCUCCCGCUGCCUCUGCUGCCUGCCAGGCCUUCAGCGCUGCCUUCCCCCCCAGCAAACAGGCUGAGGCUCUUAGCUUCUGCAAGGACGAGGUCUUCACUGUACUUCAAGACAACUUGCUGAAGGAGACGGCAGACACCCUCAGUGACCCACAGAGUGUUCCAGAGGAGGAGAGGGAGGCGAAGUUCCUCCGCCUGCUUACCAGCUCUCUACUUGGGGUGAAGAGACUGCUGUCCUCCUUACCCCAGACAGACGCACACAACCUGCAGGACAGACUGACACACCUCCUCAACCAGGCCAAAUUCUGGAAGUACAGCAGACACAAGACCCCACAGGUGCGUGGUGCUUUCUUCGAGGUGGUGUCUUCCCUGUGUGAACUCACACCAGGUCUGGUGCAGACGGAGGCUGCCAGAGUCUGUCCUGCUGUUCUACUGUCUAUAGACGACACGGACCCUGUGGUGCUGCCUCCUCUCUGGGAAGCUGUGCUCCACACGCUCUCCACCUUAACAGACUGUUGGAGUCAUGUCAACGCCAGGAAGGCUGUUCUGCCUAAACUGUGGUCCCUGUUAAAGGAUGGGGGUAAAGGUUUAGCCACAGCCCUCCACCCUAACCUGCUACCCCUCAUCAGUAAACUACCCUCUGAGGUCACUACACCUAACCUAGACUUCUACACGACCUUCUGCAGCUGUCUCAUACAAGGCUUGUCCAGUGAGCGUGCUAUGUCCAGUCCGUCAGAGAGUGCUGCUAUAGUGGUGUCGGCAGUAGAGUGUUUGAGAUACACUCUGUUACAGAACACUGGGGAGGAGGAGGAACACACACGGAUACGCACCAUGCUCCUAGAACAACAGCUCCUCCCCCUCAUCGACAGUGCCCUGGGAAGCCCCUCCCUCCAAGCCGGGCCCCUUUUCCCAUUGGUUACGGACAUGCUCGUCUCCUGGGAGAAGAGGGCUGGACUUCAAGAUGUGGGUGUGCUUAGCGAGGGAGAGAACGAGGUUGUCUUUGAUAGGCUGCUGGCAGACUUCUGGGAGGGGCUUAGAGUGAUGUUCGCCCGUCGUGUACAGAGUGAGAGUCUGGAGCAGAAAGACCUAGAAGGAAUGUCCUCGCUGUUACAGGUGAUGCAGAGUCCAGUGAGUGCAGGCAGGAAGCAGACCAAGAAGAAGAGAACGGUGAAGAUCUGUUUCUCUGAGCCAGAGAGUUCUGGUUCUCCAGAGGAAGAGGAGGAGGUGGCGCUGAAGUAUGCCCAGCUGGAGGCCCCUGAGCUGGGCCAGGAGACGGCCGAGGGCCCCCUGAAGAGCUGGCACCUGGAGGAGAUUGUCUGUCAGCAGGCACAGAUCAGUUACUCCCGUGUGAAUGAUAAGAACUCAGAGAGACACCUGGUGUACCUCUCUCUACUUCUUCGCUCCUUCCAUACCCCCAGGGUCUUCACCAUGCUGCUCGUCUCAUCAGAAGAGGAGAAAUUAAAAGGGGAGGAUGAGCAGAAGGCAGACGGAGGAGGGGGAUGUGGGGUGCCCCCCCCCGGUAACCCUGCUGUACGGUUUCUAUUGGAGCAUGUGGUGCUGUGGCUGGGGCAGGAGGACAGGAGAGACACCAGCUACCUGGUAGAGAUGGUGUUCAGUUCUCUACGCUGUUGCAGUCCACAGGAGACUACACGCAUCCUCAACCAUAUCACCACGAUGGAUCUAAAAUGGGGAGUUCUUCUCCAGAUCAUACAAAAGGCGUGUGCUGACCCUGUAUCUCUGCAGGCGUGUGGUGAUUGGUUUAAGGGCUCCGUUCUGGGUGAGCGGCUGCUGGGGUUGGCUGAGGAGCUGUGUGAGGCGGGACUAAAAGGCUCCGGCUCCGCCCCUAAUAGGGACAGCUGGGCUCUGAUCAGCCUAGCACUGUCUCAGCAUCAUAAUAAUGAGCCCCUGAUAGGAGCUGUGUACGUGGAGAAGAUGAUAGCCAAGCUCCAUGCCACCCUGUCCGCGGCUAAAGGUCUGUCUGAGAGGGGUAAUCUGGAGCCGCUGGUGUGUCUCAUCUGUGAUGUGGCCUCCACGUUCUUCACCUCCGUAACACACUGCCUCCUCCUGGCCUCCGCUGAGGAGCUACUGCUGACGGUCUUCACACUCACCACACAGGACCCGACACACACACACCUGUCAGACUCCCUGCUGAAGAAGCUGAGUCAGGCGUGUCAUGCCGGUGUCCUCUCAUUGGUCCAUCACUCGGGGUCAGAGGUGAAGGAGGGUAGCUUCCUAUACAGCGCUGCAUUCUGGGUCAAAACCCAGCUGCUCACCUCCUCCCUGGGAGUCAAAAGUCUGCAGGUAUUGAUUCUAGCAGUCCAGAGGCUAGCUGACUCACUGAGAUCUGUUGGUCAGCGAGGCUCCGCCCUCCUCUCUCAGUUCCUCUCCUUCCUGACUCCCAGCCAAUCAGAGUGGAGCAAGAUCAGACGGGCCCUGCCCCCUCAGUGGGUGAGGUCUCCCCUGCUGUCUGGACGUCUGAGGAUGGUCUGUGACUACCCCUGUAUGGAGGUCUGGAAGGUCAGAGGCUCAAGCAGACUGCCUGCCCACCUGUGUGUGUGUGCCCUGCUGACCAGAGUGGUCUAUAACACAGAUAUGACUGUUACUGCUGGUGCUGCUAUGGCUGCAGUGUGUCCAGACGACCAGGAGGGGGCAGGAGACUACAUGAAAGACUUCAAACACACAGUUUGUGAGCUACUGUAUGCGGUGCAGUGGUGCAGGGAGAUGGACUACAGCCCUGCUCUAGUAACAGAGUACUACACUAUGUUGAAGGACUGGGACCUAACAGACCGUAUAGACAAUCAAGGACCAGCCACUGAUAUACUGGACACACUCUACAGCAGAUCACUAGAGGAGGGGGGACUGUGGUCUCUGACUCUACAGAACUACAUACACACCAACCACGUGGCUGAAACAGCUGGCACCAUCAACACACUCUGUGGCAGCCCUGACAGUCUGUUCCCCCUGUCAGAGAGCAGGCUCAGUACUCUACAGGUGCUGUGUCCCUAUCUGACCACAGAGGAGAGAGAACGUGUCAUUUCCCUGGCUACCGCUGGCAUACUCAACUGGCAGGAGGACCACAGUGUUUGUGGGUGUGUGUCGGUGCUUUUGUGCUGUCUCAAGGCCUCGACACCAGUGCAGGAGGAGCUGCUAAUAGCUGUACUGGCCACCAUGAUGGAAUGGAGAAACAGCAAAGAAGACUGGUUCCUAUUCAGCAGUGACCUGUCCAAGACGACCGCGUCCCAGCUGUCUCUCAGCGUGGAGAUGAUGCGUUUCCUGUCCCGGUUGGUGACUCAUUUUCCCACAAUCCUCGGGGGCAGCCAGUGGGACUUCCUGCUCUGCUCCAUGCUGGCCUGGCUAGAGACGACUAGCGAUAAUGUGGGGUGUCUGUGGAACCCCUGGGUGCAGUUGUUGGUGUGUGAGACCUGUGAGCUGAUCGUGCAGCUGAACCAGUUCUUCACAGCGCCCCCGCCUGGUGUGGAUGACCUACUGCCCUCAGAGCUGACCGCAGAGUGGAACGACUUCUUCAUAGAGGGGAUAUACAGCCUGAUGCUGCCCAUGCCUGGCAAGAUCACCGAGGCCUUCAAGGAGCCAGACGAUCCACUGUUCCCAUUGGCUGUCCUGCGGUCUGUGGGCAUGGCUCUGACCUACGUCCCGCUGCAGCAGCUUACCCAUAAUUCCUUGCCAGCGCGGUUCGUGGCAGACCAAAAGACAAGCCUACCUGAGGCACUGCAGACCCUACUCAACACACUAACUCCUUUGUUGCUGUUCAAAGCCAGACCGCUUCAGCUCACUGUCUACCACAUUCUAGACAAGGUAAUGCCUACUCUCCCAGAGUGUGAUGGAGAGGGAGACGACACCAAGCCAGAGGACGAUGGAGAGGAACCGUGUCUGUCUCCCCCGGCAGCUCUGAUGACCCUCCUGUCUACGUGUGAGGAGUUGUGUGAGAGCAUCAUGGUUGGAGUGUGUGUCGGGGAGUUUGCAGUGGUUCAACCUCUCUCUGUGGAAUACUCCUGUAUCCUGGCCUACCUGCUGGCCUGGAAACUACUGCUGUCCUUCUUCAAGGCUUCUCCCUCCCACCUGCGUGUCCAGUACUCUCUCUAUCUAAAGAAGUCCCUCCACAAGCUCCUCCUCCACCUGUUCAGACUGAUGCCUGAAAACCCCGCCUACAUCGGCCAGGGGGUGGAGCCUGUCUCCAAGGAGACCAAGACAUUCUUCACAGAGAGCCUCUCUCUGGACGUCAACAAGUCGUCCGGUAUCCAAUAUGAGCUCUCCCACCUGGCGUGUUGUGUGUACUACAGUGCGGUACAGGACCUGCCUGCCAUGGUUAGGUUGUGGUGGACCAGUCAGGAGAAGAGAGUUAGCCACACGGUGGAUAAGUUCACAGGACGAUACGUCUCGCCUGUCCUCUCUGCUCAGGAGAUCUCCUCUGUACACGCCAGCACACAGACCUUCGACAGCAUGACUGUGAAGGCUCGUUCGGCAGCGCGGGAGGUGAUCGCCACCUACUCAGUGGAUGAUAUCUUCAUAGAGCUGGUGAUCCAGCUACCACAGAACUAUCCUCUGGGCUCGAUCACAGUCGAGAGCGGCAGGAGGGUGGGGGUCGCUGUACAACAAUGGAGGAACUGGAUGUUACAGCUCAGUACAUACCUCACACACCAGAACGGCAGUAUAAUGGAGGGCCUGGCUCUGUGGAAGACCAACGUGGAUAAGAGGUUCGAGGGAGUAGAGGAUUGUAUGAUCUGUUUCUCUGUGAUCCAUGGAUCCAACUACUCUCUGCCCAAGAAGGCCUGCCGCACCUGCAAGAAAAAAUUCCACUCUGCUUGUCUGUACAAGUGGUUUACCUCUAGCAACAAGUCCACCUGCCCUCUGUGUAGAGAGACCUUCUUCUAGCAACAAGUCCACCUGCCCUCUGUGUAGAGAGACCUUCUCCUAGCAACAAGUCCACCUGCCCUCUGUGUAGAGAGACCUUCUCCUAGCAACAAGUCCACGUGCCCUCUGUGUAGAGAUGUUCUCCUAGCAACAAGUCCACCUGCCCUCUGUGUAGAGAGACCUUCUCCUAGCAACAAGUCCACCUACCUUCUGUGUAGAGAUGUUCUCCUAGCAACAAGUCCACCUGCCCUCUGUGUAGAGAUGUUCUCCUAGCAACAAGUCCACCUGCCCUCUGUGUAGAGAGACCUAAUUGAAACUAUGUUACCAUGGAUACACAGAGUCACUGUUCCGUUGCUAUGGCUGCACAGAGACAGUUUGGUUGUAUAUUUGUACGUAUCUCUCACCACAACCUUCUUAUAGAUCAGUGCUUCCCAAUAGUUUUAUCCCGGGACCCAAAUUGAUCCAGGUUUUCUGUCGCGAUCCAAUAUUCACAUUGUGAUUUUCUUGUUGUUGUCGCCAAAAUGCAAUUUGGAAAACUAUUUUAAAUACUAUUUUGACAGUAAAUGUAGCAAUUAUAUUUAGAUUUCCCCUUUUGUCAUUAAUUCCAUAUUGCUCACGAUCUUGACGAAGAAUACAACCUGCUAAAUCACACAGCUAAUAGCUUUAUAUUGAAACUAUGUUACCAUGGAUACACAGUCACUGUUCCAUUGCUAUGGAUGCACAGAGACAGUUUGGUUGUAUAUGCUAAUAGCUUUAAAUUGAAAAUACUGAGAUUGAAGAAAUUUUUAAUUUUCAGAGUAUUAAAACUAUUUAAAUGUAACGAUAAUCUUUUACAUACCUUCUACCUGGUAUUAGUUGUUUCAAUUCAGACGAGUAUCUCAACAACAACAACAACCCCCCCCCCAAAAAAAAACAUGUUUAAAAAAUAAAUAAAUAUUUUCACUCAGAAACCCGUGACACCAUUCAAAACCUUUGGGUUUAGACCCAACAGUUGGCAACCACCGCUAAUAGAAGCUCUUUUGACAGCGGUUCUAACUCGAGCUAAGAGUUGAGUCGUAAAGACAUCUUUUUUUUAGAUGUAAUAAUGUUUUAUGUCCAGUAGCCAAUGAGUUCCAAGGAGCCAGGAAUUGGAUCAGCUCUGACGGUGACGGGACAGACGGAGGACCGGAGGACAGACGGGUUGUGUUUCCUGCCCCGACUAGACUACUGACGCAUGCCAAAUCUCACAACGUCAGGAUAUGUGUUUAACCACAUCACAUGUUAUAGCAAUCUGAUGCCCGACUGCACGGUCAAUGACGUGGCACGCAACCAUUGGUUGAUGAUGCAGUGCAACGCCCGCGCUUCUAAGUCGGUGCGCGAUCUCGACCAGGAUGUUCAGUCUGAAGGAUGCAAUCAAUUCACUUCGUCAUUUGGUGUGAUUGACAGAGCGCAGUGAUGUAAUGUAAUACAGCCUGAUGAAACACAAAGUGGAUUAAUAUGAGAUAAAAUAAAGAGGAUUUAUAUAUCAGAAACUUAAAUCUCUCUUGUGAUGAUGACAAAGAUACUAUUACUUGAUUGUAUUUUAACGCAGUAUAAUAACAGAGAGAGAGAGAGAUAACUAUAGCCUCGCCCCGGAUCUGUUUGUGCUCUUGCAAACUCCAUUGCUCAUUGUCAAGCCAAAACAUGAGAGAUUUACAAGGAGUCGGCAUGACAACGCCAACAGACUUGGCGGCGUGACAGCGCAGACUGGCACGCUGGGGGGUAGUGGAUCUGCUCUGCUCUUUAUUCCAGCCUUGUUGAUGUGGUACAGCGUGAAUGAUGUCUAUUCCUCUGUCUGUCUGGUUGUAAUCUGACUGUUCUCGUGGUGUUGAAAUGAUGCUUCAUUAACCCAGUAAAACAGACAACUCUG